CACCCGCAAACACGCAAACACGGGGACAUUCUGGCAAAUGACUUGUUUUUGGUUUUCUAAAUUGUUUUAUUUUCCUUUGCGGCCAUUUUCUUUUAUUAUUUAGCGCGUUUGGGGUGUUGCAAAGUGUGGACAUUAUGUGGCCUGCUUUGGACAUCCUGCCCGAGCCCUUCUGCCAUAUGCUGAGUCUGUGCUUGUGUGCGGGUGUGUGUGUGUGGGAGCUGAGAGCUUAGCCCCUUAGCCCCUUUGUUUUUGAGGAAACAUUUAUAAAAAUGUAAGCUGAAAAUAAAAAAAGGAAGUGAUAUUUCCAACGGGAGAAGUUGCGAGAAAAUCCGAGAAAAAUAAAGACUUCAACUCCGCUUUAAUUCUUCACUGGAUGAUGAGCUACUCUGCCCCCACAUACUCCAAAGCCGCGCAGAGAGGAGAACAGAAGAGAGCAGAGCAGAGAACUCCAUUAUCAUUCACAACUCAUCCGAUUGUCAUUGUCUAUGUCUUCUUGACAUCCGCGCUGCUGACUCAAGUGGGUAGCAGCUGGAGCUUCAGGAGCCUCCGUCAUCGUCAUCUCAUCCUGGCUUACGAUUUUGUGCUUGCAUUCAUUUUUAAAAGGGGAGCACGCCCCAAGGGCAAUCUUAUGCAGGUGUACAGGAUACACGAAUACAUAUACAUAUGUGUAUACUUCAUUGUCUGCAACAAAUCAGAGUCGUUGUUCGUGCUCCUGCUCCAUCUCAAUCUCCAUCUAUAUUCUUCUCCUCCUCAUCUCUAUCUCGCCAUGCGCUAAUGGCACAAGGUGAGUUCUCUGGAAGA
Molecule: messenger RNA, 801 nt
Organism: Drosophila pseudoobscura
Lineage: Eukaryota; Metazoa; Arthropoda; Insecta; Diptera; Drosophilidae
Exons: 2
Coding region: 374-775 (133 amino acids)
Source: RefSeq, a predicted model, not a curated record